Messenger RNA from Penicillium odoratum, 3726 nucleotides. RefSeq lists its product as uncharacterized. The record is from RefSeq and is a predicted model, not a curated record. Lineage: Eukaryota; Fungi; Ascomycota; Eurotiomycetes; Eurotiales; Aspergillaceae. The transcript is spliced from 7 exons. The coding region runs from base 1 to 3726 and encodes 1241 amino acids.
AUGUCGGUUAUCAGCCCUUUCGCCCAGGCUAUCGAUGAGUAUCUCCACAACUUGAAACUCAGCGAUCGUGAGAAUCCUUUCUAUAAGGAAGUUUUGCUUUCACGCUCAGUCUUGGCUCUUGGUGAGAAGCCAAAUGGCACACAGCAAUGCGCAGACGAACUGCUGGAGUUUGUCAAAACUCUUGAAACGCAGAAAAGGUCUUCUGGCUCCAUCAAAGUCCUUGAACGAUUGCAGCCUUUUGUAAAUGGUCUGCAGGGUAUGCUGGAGGCUUGUCAAGUGUUGUUGAAUGCCAGUCCCUUCUCAGUUGGUGUUGCAUUUGUGGGCGCGAAGCUUGUCUUGGGGUUAGCACAAAAGACCAACGCAAUAUUCGAGGAGAUCUCCGAUGCAAUGAGCGAAAUCGGAAAUUCUUUAAUGUGCUACGCCAAAAUAUCCCUUGCGUAUGAAACCUCCAAUGAAGUCCGUGCAUGUUUGGUCGCCUCAUAUAAGAACAUUGUCACUUUUUGGGCUACAGCAGCGAAGAUUCUCUCCCAAAACGUACUACUUAGUACAAUUAAGAAGGCAUUUACACCGCUCUCCGACAUCGUGGGUCAGACUGUGAAGACUUUACGACGAGAUUGCAACAGAGUUAUGGAUAUAGCUCAAGCAGAGGAAGCAGUUCAUUCCAACGAAGACAGAAAGCGUGCAAAGGCAGAACAAGAAAGACAGCUAAGAGAAGGAAUUUUUAAUUGGAUCAGCGCGGGCGACGAUCUUGAUGUACGAAGCGAUCUACAGGUGAAUUCUGAUCGACGACACGGCAAGACUGGCACUUGGCUCUUCAAAAAUCCACAGUUUCAGCGGUGGUCAGACAAGAACUCGCCGGAUAAUAUAUUCUGGUACAACGCACCGCCAGGCUCUGGAAAGACCGUGCUUUCUUCAACGGUAGUGACUCAGUUUUCCGACAAAGGUCUUCCCACCGCUUGUUUCUUUUACUCAUUUAAUGAUUUCAAGAAGAGAGAACCACUGACGGGGCUUCGAGCUCUUGCCUUCCAGUUGCUCAAUAUGCUUAAAACCGGCAUUCCAGAUAGGGUAAUCGAGCUCUACAAAGAGGAACUGGCCCGCCAUGAGCCCAAGAUGAGGUUGCCAGGACUCGUCAUUGAAGUUUUACAUCAACUCUUGAAGCAAUGCCCUCUGGUCUAUUUAAUCGUGGAUGGACUGGAUGAAUGUUCGGAUGACCGUACACUCUGUCGCUUGCUUUCUGAUAUUACUUCUGCGCCUGUCUACGGUACCACAAAGUGGUUCUUCGCAAGCCGCCCUGAUGGGGAAAUCAAGGGCAUGAUGAAGCAAUUGAAAGCACUGACAAUAUCACCACCAAUAUCCACCUUGCGCGCCGAGAUUCGUUGUUUUCUGGCCGACGGGCUAGAAACAGUAACCACUGACAUGGAUGAAAUCGAAAACUUCGUCGACUAUAGCGAAGGAAGCUUUCUAUACUCUCAGUUCUUGCUCAAUACGUUAAGGGGAGAAGGCGUGACCUGUGAUGAUGACAUUACAGAGGCAUUAAAUGGGUUUCCUAAGGGAUUAUCCGGGUUCUACAUGCGCAGUUUGCUGAAAUUAUGCGACAAAACCGACGGCCAACAAGAUCUCGUAAGACGAAUAUUCAUAAUUCUAUCCGUUGCUCGCAAGUCAAUCACCUGGAAUGAACUUUGCAAUGCACUUGCGAUUCGACGCGGGGCUUCAGAUCACUCAGCAGGACGUCAGCCUCAUGAAGAACAAGUGUAUAGACUUUGUGGAUCACUGCUUUCAUUUGACCGCUCAUCCAAGGGCAGUGAGCAUAAUCCAACUGUCAAGUUUUAUCAUAAAACGAUUUCUGACUUCCUCCGCCAAAACCCGGACGAUCUUCUCAUGGAAAAAUCUUUCAGCCAAGAUCAGCAUAAAUUUCCACUCAUCCGGAAGUUUUUUAUUGACCCAAUCAGCGCAUCUGCGCAGAUUGGACUCGACUGCGUUACCCUCUUACAAUACCAGCGCUACAAGUCCUUCAAGGACAUACCAAACGCUUUGGGAUGUGACAAGAUCGAAGACGCCUUUUUGAAAUAUGCCGCUUCCUUUUGGCACAUCCAUCUCUUCGAUAAGACCAAUAAUAGUCGAGAGACGUUCUGGGAAGUGCAGAGGUUCAUGCAAAGUCCAAAUUUUUGGACCUGCAUAGCCGUUCAAAGCUACACUGCCCCUUUUCUAUUUGGCCGCUAUGCGGAAGUAUCAGAUGGUUGUUACCUGAUGGGCCUUCGUCGAGAAGACCUGAAUGGGGACUACUGCUUCGGAGUCCCACUACCUAGCUGGGUGAAAGAUCACUGCAGCCAUGGACUAGAAAUGGAUAAUGAUUUUUGUUCCUUCCUACACGAUUGGCAUGAAGUUCUGGCUUCUCGACCUGGGGCUCUAGAUCAAUGCGUUCCAUUGAGAGCUAUGAAAUCCAAACUCGGAACAAACUUUCACCACUCUGAGAGAAUACGCAUCUGGAGAGCGAGUGAAAAGAUGCACCUUGAGGAUGUCUCCAAUCUUCAUUUCAGUUCCGUCACUCUUUCCAAAGGAAAGCUAUUCGUGGACCUGGUCACUCGACAGAGCAACGAACCUUCUGGCCUGUGUCAUUACCAUCGGGUCCCAAUAUUCUGCAAAGACUCGAAAUUCCACGAGGGAUUUAAUAUGGACCUCGGCAAAUCGAACUCGGACUCAAAUUCUGACUCUGGAUAUGACGGUCAGCACGAAAAUCCAUGUGGUAAAGCUGAAGACCCAGAAAAGAUAGCAACGGAAUGGGCAAUCAUUGCCCUCGAUCCAUUCCCACCUGUCUGGAUCCCACUGGCCUUGGGAAAUCGGCAUCGUGGUGGUGUUGCGUAUGCAAUCCACCCGUCUUCACCUAUGAUCAUCCUUGACUCCACUGAUGGUCAGACUAUAAUAGCCAAUCUCGACACUGGAAAUUGGCACAUUGCAAAAGACCUUAUAGAUGCCGAAGAUCCUGGUACAGCUAUACUGUCACAGCAGCUGCGUUUUUCUCCCGAUGGAAAGUUUCUUCAUUCUCUACGUGCUUCCUUCACUCAAGAACCAAACAAUUCCACGUGUCAAUUGACGCUUUCCACCCGACCAUUCAUUGAAGACAGCAAGGAGAAAGAUCUCCCAAAUGCUCUAAGCUCUUCUCAACAACACAUUGUGUACAAAUUUUCAGAAAAUCUGGAAAGCCUCUCGUCCGACUUCUUCCUUGCACACUGGGGAGAUAAGGAGGUGGUGGUCGCACUUCCCUCUCUCACCUGCGAGCCAAAAUUCAUCAAGUUUGAUUUACGCCAAACAAGAAUUGAGACGAACAGUGACGAAGUCCCAGUGCAAACACUCAUAAAUCCCAUAUACUUCCCAUCUUCAACAGUGAAAGCUCACCCAAUUUUGCUGUACCGACACAGAACUUCGCCUAAGGACCACGAGAUGUUCUUAUGUCUGACUCAAAGAACGGAGCCUAGUAAGGCUCAGCUGGAGGAUGAAGAAAUAGAGGAUGUCACUUCAUCGCCUGUGGUAAUUCGCUGGAAGAUUCCACAUGGCCGUGGGUGGCGGGCUUGGGAUUCGGAAAGUGAUGGGGUGUCUGAAGAUUUGAGAAGUGACAUGAAUAAUUAUAAGGCGCUACGCGGCGCAUUUGUUGAUGGGGACAGGGAAUUUACUGUUCCCAUUCGGAGUGGUUUGAAUUGGACCCGGAAUGCCUUUUUGUCAUGUUCUUGA